AUGCCUGAGAAACUAACCAAUGUGACCCUAGUAACACAAUUUUUGCUCCUGGGACUUCCCGAUAAUGAGGUGCUUCAGAGACUGUAUGCCACAUUCUUCUUGCUGAUAUACCUGGAAGCACUGAUGGGCAACUUGCUCAUUAUCACAAUCACUACCAUUGACCAGCAUUUCCAAUCCCCUAUGUAUUUCUUCCUGAAAAAUCUGUCCUUGAUUGAUAUCUGUUAUAUUUCUGUCACUGUCCCCAAAUCCAUCAUGAACUCUCUGAACAACAGUCAUUCCAUCUCCUUUGUGGGAUGUGCCUCACAGGUUUUUCUUGUUGUUUUCUUUGCUGGCACAGAGUUUGCCCUCCUUCUAGUGAUGUCCUAUGACCGUUAUGCUGCCAUCUGCUGUCCCCUGCACUAUGAGGCCAUCAUGAGUAGAGGUACCUGUGUGCAGAUGGUGACAGCAUCAUGGUUUAGUGGGUGUGUCUAUGGAUCCAUUCAUGCUGCAGGUACAUUCUCUGUCCAUUUCUGUGGGCCAAACAUGGUGCAUCAAUUUUUCUGUGAUAUUCCAGCAUUGCUUACUCUUGCUUGUUCUGGGGAGCAAAGUCUAGAACAUAUGUUUAUUAUUGUUAGUUGUUGUUUUGUUUUUGUAUGUUUUAUUUUAAUGGUUGCUUCCUAUGUUUAUAUUAUUUCCACAGUUCUAAGAAUUCCUUCUUCCCAAGGCAGGUUUAAAACCUUCUCCACCUGCAUGCCCCAUCUAACUGUGGUAGCCUUGUUCCUCUUUUCUGGAUGUAUUGCAUAUUUACGUUCAACCUCAAAAUCCCCAUCAUCACUGAACCUCUUUAUGUCUGUGUUAUAUUCUCUGUUACCUCCCAGCCUGAAUCCUGUCAUUUACAGCCUGAGAAACAGGGACAUGAAAGUGGCACUUGGAAAAUUUUUGGGUGAGAAAAUGAUACCAAAUAUAUAA
Neofelis nebulosa (Clouded leopard) is the source of this 948-nucleotide messenger RNA. RefSeq names its product olfactory receptor 14A16-like. The record is from RefSeq and is a predicted model, not a curated record. Bases 1 to 948 code for a protein of 315 amino acids. Gene Ontology annotation, molecular function: G protein-coupled receptor activity; olfactory receptor activity; odorant binding. The transcript has a single exon. Gene Ontology annotation, cellular component: membrane. NCBI's taxonomy places the organism in Eukaryota, Metazoa, Chordata, Mammalia, Carnivora, Felidae. Gene Ontology annotation, biological process: G protein-coupled receptor signaling pathway.